AUGCAAUCUGAAACAAUAACUAAUCGUACUUCAACUGACAAUACAAGUCGAUGUUUAUUAAAGCCAUUUGAUUGUGAUUUUGGUGAUUUAUAUUCAUUUCAAGAUCAAGAACAACUAUAUCAAAAAUCUAAUCUAAAACCAUUGAAAUGUAGUUUUGCUAUUCCAUCUAUUUUUGAUAAAGUUAGAAAUCGAUAUGGUCGAAAUCAUACAUGUGAAAUUAUAAUAUUCACAUGUAUUACAAAUUGCUAUGAUCCUCUACCUCAAGUACAUGGUGAUAUUCUAUCUUCAUUUUGUUUAGUUGCUUUGCUUGAUACAAAAACAAUUACUGCUUAUAAAAAAAUUUAUUCAAUAAAUUCUAAUUUUCGAUGGGAUUUAGUUGAUUUAGGUGCUGAUGCUACACCCUUUAGUGUUGCUGCAAAAUCAACAGAAACAUUAAAGAUUGUUGGACAACGAAUGUUUCCACUAGCAAAAUGGAUUAUUUGGCUUGAUGGUAAAGGACAAAUUAAUCGUAUUAGUGAACUAUUGAAAGAAGUAAGAGCUCCAGUGAUUGGUGUCCCUCAUUCAGAUGCAGAAAGAACUUCCGAGUCUGAAGUGAAUCCUACCAUUGAUCGUAUAUAUGUAAGAGAAAAAUCAUUAUCUCAAAGAUUAAAUAAUUCAAUAAUGGACAUUAAACUUCAAGAAAAAGAAUAUCAACGUGAUGGAUUUUAUUCUCGUUCAAAUGCACUUAAAUUAAAAAUGUAUGAUAUUGUAAUAUUUUUAUACAGAAAUAAUCAUCCAUGUAUUUUUCGUUACUUGUGUGGAUGGCAUAAUGAAGUGAAUUAUUUUUCAUAUAGAGGACAAUUAUCAGUUUAUUAUUCAGCUGUUCGAAUGAAUUUAACUGAUUAUUUACAUUUUUUACCAUGA
This is a messenger RNA of Rotaria sp. Silwood2, 903 nucleotides long. Lineage: Eukaryota; Metazoa; Rotifera; Eurotatoria; Philodinida; Philodinidae. The record is from the annotation of a GenBank genome assembly.